Amaranthus tricolor (Joseph's coat) is the source of this 1493-nucleotide messenger RNA. Its product is annotated as quinone-oxidoreductase homolog, chloroplastic-like. Gene Ontology annotation, molecular function: oxidoreductase activity. NCBI's taxonomy places the organism in Eukaryota, Viridiplantae, Streptophyta, Magnoliopsida, Caryophyllales, Amaranthaceae. The coding region runs from base 84 to 1061 and encodes 325 amino acids. The record is from RefSeq and is a predicted model, not a curated record. The transcript is spliced from 4 exons.
UUAUGGAAGUAUUACCAAAUGCCAAAAGGCAUCAUAUCCCAAAAAGUCAAUCGUGGUUAGUGUAAGAGAAGAUUUGCCAAGAAAUGAUGCGAGCUAUUCAGUAUUCUUGCUAUGAUGGAGGAGCAGCUGCUUUACAGCAUGUUGAAGUCGGUAUUCCUGAGCCAAAGGUUGACGAGGUGUUGAUAAAAGUUGAGGCAAUAGCUUUAAAUGCGGCUGAUUGGAAGAUACAAGAGGGCAUGGUUCGGCCCUUCUUUCCUCUCAAAUUUCCUAUGAUACCAGGAACUGAUAUUUCUGGCGAAGUAGUCAAGGUUGGAUCUUCUAUAACAAAGCUCAAAAUUGGUGACAAAGUUGUUGCAUUGCUUAGCAGUUUCACCGGAGGUGCGCUAGCCGAGUAUGCCGUAGCCAAGGAGAACCUAACAUUGACUAAACCACCUGACAUCACAGCACCUGAAUGUGCAGCACUACCUCUUGCAGCCCUUACAGCUUACCAAGCUCUCACACAGUCUGCAGACAUCAAAUUAGAUGGAAGUAGUCAAAACAUUAACAUAUUGGUCACCGGUGCAUCAGGGGGUGUAGGCCACUACGCAGUUCAGCUAGCAAAGCUAAGCAACGCCCAUGUAACAGCUACAUGUGGUGCACGAAACCUCGAAUUGGUCAAAAGCUUGGGUGCUGAUGAGGUACUUGACUAUCAAACCCCAGAAGGGACUGCACUAAAAAGUCCUUCAGGAAAGAAAUAUGACAUUGUGAUACACUGUGCUACAAAAAUUCCUUGGGAAACUUUUGUGUCUAAUUUAAAUGAACCAAGUAAAGUGAUUUGUGUUAGUGGAGGCUUUAUUGAAUGGUUUAUAUAUGCUAAGCAUAAGUUGACAUUCUCUAAGAAGGUGUUAAUGCCAAUGGUUAUGAUUCCUAAGAGAGAAAACUUUCAAGAAUUGGUGAAUUUGGUGCAAGCAGGGAAGCUUAAAUCGAUCAUAGAUUCGAAACAUUCGUUAGGUAAUGUUGAAGAUGGUUGGAGUCGAAUAAUGAGUGGACAUGCAACAGGAAAAGUUAUAGUAGAACCUUAAAAGGAACAUAUGUAUACUAUGUUGAUGUACAUAUAAUAAGCUUGAGGAUGAUGGAUUUGAAGAGUUGGUGUACAUAUUGUAUAAACUCUUGCUUAUGGAUUUAUGUGUGAAUAUGUAAUGCUUGAAAACAUUAUUUUAUAAAGAAGUUGUCUAUGCUGUAUUUGGAUGGAAGAAAGUUGAGCCCAAGAGGAAAAUGAGAGAUGGAAAAUAAAGGGACGACAUAUUUUCUAGAUAGCAAAAGAGAAGACGAGGAAAACGGAGGGAAUGGAAAAUUUUGGAAGAAAACUCGCCAAUUUUCCCUUUUCUUUCCAUCCCUUCCCUUCCCUCCUUGUAACAUUGUGUAAUUAAUAAGUGCUUAUUGCCAAUAAUUUAUUCAGAGUUGCCCUUUUUUUACUUGCACUUAUAUGCCUUCAAUUGUUUAUUUUGAUUAAU